Vicia villosa (hairy vetch) is the source of this 3256-nucleotide messenger RNA. RefSeq lists its product as uncharacterized. Lineage: Eukaryota; Viridiplantae; Streptophyta; Magnoliopsida; Fabales; Fabaceae. The transcript has 16 exons. The record is from RefSeq and is a predicted model, not a curated record. Bases 199 to 1758 code for a protein of 519 amino acids. Gene Ontology annotation, biological process: dolichol-linked oligosaccharide biosynthetic process; glycolipid translocation. Gene Ontology annotation, cellular component: endoplasmic reticulum membrane.
GAUUUUACAUUUUAACCGGUUAUUUUGUUUUGUGCACCCCUACUUGAAACUUUGUCUUCUCCCCAAUCAAACCCCACUGCCAUUACCCUCACCGGAAUCGCUUAUGUAUCAUCUGUUCACCGUCUUCUCAAUUACUAGUCCGACGACACCGUUUCACAACAACCAAACCAUCUAGGUUCUGAUCCACUUCCAAUUGCAAUGUCAAAGGAUAAAGACCCUACCAAUUUGUCUCGCACCUUCAAAUACCUUUUAGCUACUCAAUUCUUGUCCAGAGGAAUUCCAUUUAUAUUCAAUACAUGGAUUGUCAGGCAUCUCACAGAAGAGGACUAUGCGAUGUAUGCAGUGCAGUUUCAUCUAUUUGUCACAUGUGUUUUAUUUCUUAGCCGGGAGGGUUUCCGAAGAGCAUGCAUGCGGGUGGAUAUAAAACGUGAUGGUACUUCAAUGGAAGAAGAUGUUGUGAAGCUAAUGAAAGUAGCGUGGAUGAGUGUCCCACUUGGCAUAUUUGUUACCAUUGUAGCAUGCCUUUUUGUCUUCUGGUGGCAACAAAUAAGUUAUUUUAGUCCUUAUGGGCAAGCUGUCUUGGUCAAUGGUUGUGCGUGCAUUUUGGAGCUGUUGGCCGAGCCUUUGUAUAUUCUAUCUCAGAACUUGGUCUUGCUUGAAUUACGGUUGAUGGUUGAGACAGUAGCUACAUUCUCACGGUGCUUGACAAUGUACUUUUUAAUUGUCAAGCUAACUGGAAUGGAAAAAUCAAUCAUAUUUGCAUUGUCACAGUCUGCUUAUGGAGCCUGCUUAUUUCUUGGUUACUGGGGCUAUCUGCUUCUUUUUCGGAAACUUAGAUAUUCUUACCUUUUCCCAUUCAGAAAAGGAAACUAUUUUGGAUUUGAUCAGCAACUUUCAAAGAUGUGCACACUGUUUACCUUUCAAUCGUUUCGAAAGCUGAUCCUUCAGGAAGGAGAGAAAAUAGUGCUCGUGUGGUUUGAUACACCAUAUAAUCAAGCUGUAUACGGACUCGUGGAUAAAUUAGGUAGCUUAGUGGUGAGACUUGUCUUUUUACCAUUUGAAGAAAGUUCAUACACGACAUUUGCAAGGUCUGCUUCAGGAGAAUACCCAGGAAAACACAAGAAAUUAGGAAAUUGCUUGACAGAAUCCCUCAAGUUAGUUUUGUUGAUUGGCGUUGUUUUCAUGGCAUUUGGUCCAAGUUAUUCUUAUUCCCUCAUUAGAUUGUUGUAUGGAAAAAAAUGGAGUGAUGGAGAAGCAUCAGUUGUUCUCCGCUAUUAUUGCUUCUAUGUCAUUGUUUUGGCUAUGAAUGGAACAUCUGAAGCCUUUAUGCAUGCAGUUGCAACAGAGAGCCAGCUCAAGCGUUCAAAUGAUUCACUACUUGUAUUCUCUUUGAUCUCUGUAGUUCUGAAUGUCCUACUAAUAAAGCUAUAUGGGUCAGUUGGCUUGAUCAUGGCAAAUUCUCUUAAUAUGACUUUGAGGAUUUUAUAUUCUGCGAUGUUCAUAAAGGAUUACUUCAAGGGUUCUUCCUCCUUUUCUUUUCGUGGCUGCUUUCCUUCAGGAUGGGUUAUUCUGUUACUUUCAAGUAUAAUCACUCUCGUUUCUGAGAAUGUAGUUUUGGACCAAGAUAAUUUCUGGCCAACGUUUAUGAUCCAUUUCUCUGUUGGGCUGGCUUGCUUCUUUGUGUCAUCAUAUGUGAUCUAUUGUCGGGAAAAACCUUUCAUCAAGAAAAUUAUUCGCUUUCGCGACCACUCGGACUGAUGAACUCUGUAAGUUAACUGUGAGAUAGUCGAAGAUGACAACAUAAAUUUUGGUACAUGCAUAAUAUAUCUUGAUCCAGAUUUUUGUAAACUAAAUUAACUUAAUGGUACAGAGGAUCUAGGGAUAAAAAAGAGACUCCGAACAUAUCUUCAUGUUUAUUUUGAACUGGAGUAGUGUACCAUUUUUGGGGUCAAUAACUAGAGUGUUUCCUAAAGCAUAUUUACGAGAGAUGAGUGCCUUUUACUGCAAACCUGGUAUUGAAAAUACUUGGGAUGUAUUACUUAUGACAAAUUAUCAUGACACAAAAAUAGGGUAUCAGAAAAUUCUAAGAGCUAUACUGUCUUUUUUUGUUUUGAUGCAUUACAAGUUUUGGAAAUUCAAUAGAUAAUAAAGAUGACAAUAGGUGGGGGAAAAUGAUGGAGAUUUGUGUUUGGAUUGGCGGUGGACAGAAUUGAUUCUAGUAGAAUUGAGUUUGGUAGAAUUGAUUCUAGCAGAAUUGAGUUUAGCAGAAUUGAUUUAUGUUUGGAUACAUUUUUGUAAAAGUGAGUUGAAUAAUAAAUUACAGUGUAAAAAUCAUCCAGAAUCAAUUCUGGAGGCAGAAGCUACAAAUUCUAGCUUCAAGUAGAAUCAAUUCUAGAGACAGAAUCAAUUCUACUUUUGUCAAACCAAACAUCUUAAAAUUAUCCAGAAUUGAUUCUUCACCUCUAGAAUUGCUUUUGGCCUUUUCAAAAGCCAAACCAAACAUGCACUUAGUGAAUAUGUACAAUGAUUGAAGAAAAUAUAUUUUUAAGUAGAAAUUGUGCAAUAUUACAAAUUAGUAAUUUGUCUGAAUGUAAUGGGAAACAAAUGCUUUCUUUAUAUUACAAGUUCGGGUUAAUGCAUUUUGACGUUAGAAGCAAUGGUUUAAAAAUUGAAUCAAAUUCUCUAUUCUCUGGUUGAAUAGUUCUGGUUUGAACAUUUUGUUGUAAUUAAACUAAGAUUUUGAGAUUUACACGGUUCGAUUGAAUUGUUCUGGAUUGAACAUUUAGAGCAAUGCCUUUCUUUUUCCCUUAUUGUCAUAUUCUUCUUUAUCUACAAGUCUUUUCAAUUUCAUCUGUUUCUGCAAUUUACCAAAACGAAUAGUCAAGUCAAUUGACGACAAAGAAAUUGAGUUUACUUUAAAGAAUGGGGUGUUUUGAAUUAUUUAGAAAUUGAGUUUAUUCAACAGAGAUAAGACAACGUAGAAGAAGAAAUUAGAGGAAAUGACAGAAAGUAAAAAGAUAGAGACGUAGAAGAAGAAAUUAGAGGAAAUGACAGAAAGUAAAAAGAUAGAGUUAGAGGCAGUGUACUAGAGAUUUAUACAGGUUCGGUUUAUCAUUUGGUUUACGCUUAUCCUCAAGAGUUUCCUCUUGAAAGUUCCACUUAUAAUAAGUCUUGAACUUUUAGGGUUUGUUUGCGAGUUUGGAGGGAAAGGGAGGGGAGGGCUUUAGAAAAUAGGAAGAAUUUGGUGAAAAGAAUA